This is a messenger RNA of Moneuplotes crassus, 1442 nucleotides long. The record is from the annotation of a GenBank genome assembly. Lineage: Eukaryota; Ciliophora; Spirotrichea; Euplotida; Euplotidae.
AUGGGAAACAAAGUCGCUUCUGAAGGAGAAGAUAUGGCUGAUAGUCCAAAGGCAGGUGUUGGCGAGAUUGUGCCUAGCAAGAAGAAACAUAGAUCAUUUAGACGAAGAUUAGCAGAUAAAUUUCGGAAGUCUAAGCACAAGAAAGAGUAUCAAGAAGAUAAGGAACAAAUUAUUCUGCAAAAGAAUUCUUCGCAGCCUCAACCUAAAACACUGAAUACUAGGAAGAAUUAUUAUAAAAAUCUUGGUAUUUCUCAAUUAUCUAAUGGAGACCGAGUUAAUUACAGUCCUUAUCACAGAGCAAUAACAAGUGCAGUUUCUGAGCUAAGUCCAAGAGCUCAUACUAGAACGGGGAAGGAGCAUGUCACUUCAUACUCUCACAUAGCCUUGGCUAAAGCAAAGAGCAGAGCAGAGAACGAUCGGAAAAAGGUAUCUUGUGACUCCCCUUCUAAGGGAGGAUUCUCAGACUUCCUCCCAGACAAGGAAGAAACUAAAAUAUCUAUACCUUCAAAAUUAGACUAUCGAGAAAAUGAUGUCGAAGAAUUGAAAAAUGGUAGGAAUACUACCCCUGAUUCACGAAAGAGCCUCGAGGAUCUUCUUGAUAAAGAUAAAGAUGAUUCCACCACGGCUGAUACCUUCAGCAUCAAUGAUACAGAUAAGGAAGAGCAGGAUUUUAAGCUUGAUUUCCUUAUCAAAAAUCAGGAAAGAUCAGGAGAUACUAUGAGGAGAAAAUUUCUAUCCAAACUUACACAGGAAAAAGUUUGGCUAACCCCUUCUGAGAAACCUAAGACUCAUCAGACAUGCAUUAUAUAUGACUGGGACGACACGCUGCUUUGCACAACAUUCUUGAAUCCAACAAAUUGAGGGAAUUUUGAAUUACCUCUGAACGUGAAAGUUCACCUGAAGAAGCUUGAAAAAGCCUGAAUUAACAUUCUCACAGAAUCUCUAAAUUAUGGAGAUGUUUACAUCAUCACAAAUGCAGCAGAUGGAUGGGUGGAGUUCUCGGCAAGGAAAUAUUUACCGAAUUUAACUCCAAUUUUAGAGAAAAUUACUAUUAUGAGUGCAAGAGCUAUCUGAGAAACAGAAUAUCCUACCGAUAUUCACCAGUGGAAGAUGAAGGCUUUCUUGAAGACUCAGGAGAAAAUGGAAAAAGGAGCCAUCACUAAUCUUGUCGCACUUGGAGAUUCUCAAUUCGAAAUGGACGCUGUAAAGAACCUGGGUUCAAAAUUUUCAAGAGCUUUAAUAAAAACUGUAAAAUUCAGGGAAGCUCCAACACCUGAUGAAUUAGUUAAGCAAAUUAACUUAAUUGUUUUAAAGCUAGACCAAAUCUGAACUGCAGGCAAAAAUCUCACUAUCAAGCUUGAGAGAAAAGAGAAGACAGGCUAAACACAAUUCCCUCUUUGGUGAAUAGAUCCAAUAAUAAAAUUUUAUUUUAUGGCUUUUGU